AUGGGCUGUUCGUUCGGCGGAGGAGAAGCAACAUUUUCCGGGACCGUCAUCGAGGACCGACGGGAGGCGCCGAACUUCCGCCUGACCGACCAUUUUGGGAACGCUGCCACUCUCGACCAGUACAACGAGGGGAAGGUUGUAGUUCUCACGUUUCUCUAUACAUACUGCCCGGAUAUCUGUCCGAUCGUCGCGCACCACGUAAAGAGCGUGCACGAGACGCUGGGCGAUGAUGCGGGGGACGUGUCCAUCGUGGUCGUAAGCGUCGACCCGGAGCGGGACACGGUCGAGCGGGCGCGGGAGUAUUCCGAGGCCUGGGGUAUGACCGAGAACUGGGCGUACCUCGUCGGGAGCGAAGACGAGCUCAGCCCGGUCUGGGCGUCGUACUACGUCGUUGCGGCGGUAGAUGAGGAAGCCCGCGUCGCGGAUGUGCCCGAGGAGUGGAAGGUCGACAGAGCCCGCGGGGUCGAUGCGCUGCGGCGGGACAUCGCCUCGCGUGCGCGUUCUCCACACGCUGCCAAUCGACCCGGCGGAUGUGGUGGCGGAUAUCCGGGCGCUACUUCGGGAGGACGGGUAGGCGCGGUCUAA
Molecule: messenger RNA, 585 nt
Organism: Geodia barretti
Lineage: Eukaryota; Metazoa; Porifera; Demospongiae; Tetractinellida; Geodiidae
Source: the annotation of a GenBank genome assembly